CAAACAAAUUCAGGCUCUUCCUGUUAUAUUAUUACAAACAUGGCAUCUACACCUGCAGAACAACAACAACAACAACAACAACAUGAAUUAAACUUUCCUUCUGAACAGCCUACAAUUGGAACACCGAAACCUGUAGACGAUGAUAAUGACGAUCUUCAUACCACGAAAAAGCAAAAAUUGGAUCAUUUAGCUUCUGCAACAUUAUCACCAUUAUCAACAUCAUCUUUAUCACCUUCUUCGCAGCAACAACAAUUACAGCAACAAGAAUCUACACAAUCAAUAGAGCCGAUCACUACUAUGGAAUCAUCACCUACGGCCGCAGCACUAGCAACUAAUACACCUUUAGCGUUCAAUGACACUCCAACAGAUUCACAAAAGGAUGCAUCACAAACAACUUCUACAGCAGCUACUUAUGGAAGCCCUGUCGACACAGCCACUCAUUCACCGGAAACUUUAGAAAUCAUCAGCAAUGAAGGUUCAUCACCACCACCUUCAGCAUUUGCAAAUGGAACUGGUAUCAAUCUUAAUCAAUCUAAACCUAGGAAACAGAAAUCUUCAAGAGGAUCGUCACCAUCACCAUACAGCUUUGCUUCAUCAUCCAAUUCAAACAUGACUCGUGAUCAAAUCAAAUAUUGUGGAGCUAUCAUGCGAAAUCUCAAAAAACAUCGUGACGCGACACCUUUUAUUCAUCCAGUGGACUAUGUGAAACUCAAGAUACCGGAUUAUCCUAAAAUCAUCAAACAUCCUAUUGAUUUGACUACCAUAGAUCGCAAAUUACAACACGGAGAAUACAAUGAUGUCAAUGAAUUUGUGGCUGAUAUUCGUUUACUUUUCAACAAUUGUUACAAAUUCAAUGGCCCGGAAGCUAUGGUCUCUAUGCUUUGCCAAAAUGUCGAAUCCGCUUUUGAAAAAAGUUUACGUCAAAUGCCACCAUCCAAAGAUUCACCUUCAGCCAAUGUCUCACCUGAUGUCAAGGAAGGAUCUGUACAGCACCAACAACAUUCACCAUUACAUGGCACCAGUAGUUUCCGACGUAUCAGCGAAGACAGUCGACCUAAGCGUGAGAUCCAUCCUCCACCUUCCAAAGAUUAUCCUGAAACCAUGACAAAACAACGACGUCGGCGUAGUAAUGGAGCACAUACUGGAGCAGCAGGUACAAGUGGUGGAAGAAGAAGGAAAAUGGAUGCACAACUCAAAUUCUGUGGCCAAGCAAUACGAGAACUCAAGAAAAACAAGUAUCGCGAUAUCAACUAUCCAUUCUUACAUCCAGUGGAUGCUGUGGCUCUCAACAUCCCUGAUUAUCACACUAUCAUUACUCACCCUAUGGAUAUCAGCACCAUUGAACGACAAUUGAACGAAGGCGAAUAUGAUUCUCCUGAAAGUUUUGAAAGUGAUGUACGUUUGAUGUUCAACAAUUGUUAUCGAUACAAUCCACCUGCUCUACCUGUACACAAGAUGGCUAAGGAUCUAGAAAAGGUCUUUGAUGAAAAAUGGAAGCAUUUACCGGAACCAGAACCAAGUCCUCCUCCUCCUUCACCUCCACGACCCACUCAAUCUUCUGUGAUUACAAGAAAGGCCGAUUCUUAUUCUACUGAAGAAGAAGAAGAAGAAGAAAAUGUAUCGGAUGAUUCUGAAGAUGAUCGUGAUGAUCGUAUUGCAGAAUUGGAACGACAUAUUGCCAACAUUUCACAACAAAUUGCAUCCAUCAAAUCCACAAAGAAGAAAUCAGAUCGAAAGUCAACAGCAGGCGUCAAACGUAAAUCAAAACAAAGUACAACAUCAGCCCAUAGAAAGACAUCUAAAGAAAAAGCACCGCCUAAACCACGUCGAAGAGCACCAAAACAACAAAGGAAGCCAUCAUUAGGUAGCGAAUUACCUGAAUUCACAUUUGAACAAAAGAAAGAGCUUAGUGAAAGUAUCAACAAUUUGACGGGUGAACGACUUAAUACAGUGGUGAAUAUUAUUCAAAGCUCGAUGCCUAAUUUGGACGGGGGACAAGAAGAAAUUGUAUUGGAUAUUGAUGCUCUGGAUCGCAAAACUCUACACAGAUUACAUGAAUUCGUCACAGGCAAAAGUUUGAUUCGAAGACCAACAUCGGCACAUGCAAAACAUACCAGUAAGAAGCAAAAAAGUUCAGAAAAUGAACGACGUAUCCGUGCUUUGGAGGAAUCCUUAAAACAAUUCAGUUCUGGUGCAUUACCAAGUCAUGGCAAUCAUACUUCUAGUGAAAGUGACUCGGAUAGUUCAUCAGAUUCUGAUUCAGAUGAUUCUGGUAGUAGUUCAGAAUAAACGCCCUUCCCUUGCUUUAUAGUAUAAAUACCAUUUUUUUACACUGACCGUUUACAUAUUUGUUAGUUAUACAUUCAAGUGUUUCCUUCUCUUUUUUUUUUUUUUUAUAGUUAUCUC
Messenger RNA from Halteromyces radiatus, 2406 nucleotides. RefSeq names its product Bromodomain-containing protein. The transcript has 7 exons. NCBI's taxonomy places the organism in Eukaryota, Fungi, Mucoromycota, Mucoromycetes, Mucorales, Cunninghamellaceae. The coding region runs from base 40 to 2289 and encodes 749 amino acids. Gene Ontology annotation, biological process: chromatin remodeling; regulation of DNA-templated transcription. Gene Ontology annotation, cellular component: nucleus; chromatin. The record is from RefSeq and is a predicted model, not a curated record.